Messenger RNA from Trichomycterus rosablanca, 836 nucleotides. RefSeq lists its product as uncharacterized. The record is from RefSeq and is a predicted model, not a curated record. Lineage: Eukaryota; Metazoa; Chordata; Actinopteri; Siluriformes; Trichomycteridae. Bases 65 to 787 code for a protein of 240 amino acids. Gene Ontology annotation, biological process: regulation of transcription by RNA polymerase II. Gene Ontology annotation, cellular component: nucleus; transcription regulator complex. The transcript has 2 exons.
GUGUGUGUACUGGUCGUGCUGCUUGUGGUUUCAUGUUGUUGGUUCUUGUAGAAACAACAGAACCAUGAACAGUCUGGAGGAGAAGGUAGCAGAGCUGGUCAGGGCAUAUCCACACUUAUACGACAGAUCCAGCAGAGAUUUCAGAGAUGGACAGAUAUGCGCCAAUGCCUGGUGUGAGAUCGCGGUGAAGGUUGAAGAAGAACCCGAGUAUUGUAAAUCAGUGUGGAGGAACCUGAGAGAUAAAUUCACCAAAGCAAAGAAGAGACUGCUGAGUAAAAGUGGAGAUGGAGAGAAGCACCAGGUUCCUACACUGUACAAACAGCUGUCCUGGUUAAACCCGUUCGUUCAGAUCCGGAACACUGAGAACUGCAUCAGCUACUACAACAACAACAACAACAAACCUGCUAUUGACUCGGUGGAGGAAUCAUAUUCAAUUAUUUGCAAGGAGGAAUUUGAUUCUUCGUUUCCCAUCACACAUUCCGAGUUUCCUGCUACUCAGUCUCCAUCGUGUUCAUCUGUGGAAGAAUUAGAGUCGAGCACACUGUUCACUACACUACCCAAGAGAAAGCGUCAAAGGGACAGUCCUGAGGACUCAGAGUUUGGUCAGAUUUUCAGUGAACUGGACAAAAGGAGGAGACUGGACUCUGAUGUGCAUGACCGAUAUGCUCAGACGAUUGCAGACUUCAUGCGUGGACUCUCGAGGAGACACUGUGCUGUUUUUAAGAAGCGGGUUAGUGAUAUCAUGUAUGAGACGGAGAUUGAACAGCUGGACAAGGCUGGAUUGUAAAUAAGGGUUUUAUUUGGUGUAUAUAUGAUUAAAAAAAAAAAAAAUUCUA